UGUAUGUGCUGACAGCGGACACACUGCGCGAGGGUGGAUGGAAGCCUCAGACCGUUACGUCAUCGCGCUGUGAAAGGAGGGUAUGAACUUCAAAGGCUUCUCUGAUUGGCUGACUGAAUAUCAAACGCGCAAGCCAAUGGCGCAGCCUGUCCAGUGCUGGAGGAUGCUCCAAUCGCUGUGGUGGAAUGGCCCACACUUAGUUGCGCAGCCACGUUGUAAAUAUGGCCUAGAGAGGACGGGGCGGUGACGGCAGCGGUGUCCCGGCCCUUCCUGCGGUCCCACUGACCGUCACACUUAAAAUAAUAAUGCCUGUUCCUAUUAAUUCUAGAUCUGAGGCCAAAAGGGGCUCCAAAAAGUCCGUGACCAAAACUCAGAAGAAAGGUGACAAAAAACGUCGCAGGAGCAGGAAGGAGAGCUAUGCUAUCUACGUGUACAAGGUGCUGAAGCAGGUGCACCCGGACACCGGCAUAUCCUCCAAGGCCAUGGGCAUCAUGAACUCAUUUGUCAACGACAUCUUCGAGCGGAUCUCCGGGGAAGCCUCGCGCCUGACGCAGUACAACAAGAGAUCGACCAUCACCUCCAGAGAGAUCCAGACCGCUGUACACCUGCUGCUGCCCGGGGAGCUGGCCAAGCACGCCGUGUCAGAGGGCACCAAGGCCGUGACCAAGUACACCAGCUCCAAAUAAAGACUCCACACAGGGACAGUCCCCAGCCCCAUCUGUCUGAAACACACUUAAUUUUGUUGUGAUGUUUGUACCAUUGGCAGAUAAUGCAUGCAAGCACUGACCUCAUGCUGAAUCUGUUUCUCAUUUAGUUUUAACUCCAAUUUUGUUUUGUUAUGUUUAACUUUUAAAAAUAAAUUAUUGAUUAAAUAAGAGUGAUUUUAAGGCUUUAAAACAGUGGAAUUCUACACCACGCGUCUACAACAGCUGGUCUGUGACCCCUAGUGGGCCCUCAGAGUUAAUGCAAAAGGGCCGCUAAAUUAUAGUUGAAUUAUGUAUAAGAAGUUGUUGAUUUUUUUCUAAAAUAAAAUGUAAAUACAUAUAAUUGUAACAUGAAAACAACAACAUACAUUGGCCAAAAAAGCAACCCAGGUCAUUUACACAACAAUAACUAUUUUCUACCUGUAAACUGCCAAUCCUCAUGCAGUAAUGUUUCUGCUAACCUAUACUAAAUCAGUGUGCAGCACAUAUUCAAGGCAAGGCAAGUUUAUUUAUAUAGCUCCUUUCAACACAAAGCAAUUCAAAUACAAAAAUGAAAGACAUUGUCAUUAUAAAGCAAAGAGAAUAAAAUGAACAUAAAACUUGAAUAACACAGGUAUACAAUACAAUAAUUAAAGUAACAGUACAAUGUUAUAAAAGAAUAAUUCAAUUAAAAGCAGUGGCAAAAAGAAAUGUUUACAGCCUGGACAAGGGCAAACUAAUUCAUAUUAUUUCAAUGGCUUAGUAUUGAAUGCACCUUAAAAAUAUACAGAUGUAUGUUCAUGGCUAUUUAGACUGCCUUACACUGUAUUAUAGGCCCACUUUAUAGUACAUCUCAUCUGCCUUGCAGCUAAGGUAGUCCUGACAAUAUUCAGACCGAUAGCUCCACACUGUAUUAAUACUGAUUUGAAUGCUUAUUUUGGGGCCACUACUCAGUGUGCUUCAGAAUGUUUUAUGCUUUUCUUGUGUGGUAGUUCAAGGUUGUAUUGCUGUUUACAUUUUAUAACAUUACUUGUGGAAUUAAAUAUCUUCAUUACACCAACAUGCUCUCUUUAUGUAAAUGUAUCAACUCAACAGUACUGCACACACGAUCAUAAGUCAAAGUAAAAAAUGAUUAGCACCCAGGACAAACAGAGUUAGGACCUUUUGAAAUCCUCAAAGACUGUAUUAUUUGUACAUGAAUCCUGUUUUCCAGUGUUGGAUCUUUCAGGAUUAUCAGGACUGGCAAAACUGUUGAUAUUUUAGGGGUCUCAAAAGAGCCUCCUCCAACAGAUGUCAUCUGAUGGACCUCAUUUUUAGCCGGUACCAUCUUAAGACCUUAUCUAAAGAUUGAAUCUCAAUCAAAAUUGAUUAUCAAUAGGAUUAUUUCCCAUGUGAAAAGCAUUAAAUAAUUCAAAAUUAAUCUUUAAA
Eleginops maclovinus (Patagonian blennie) is the source of this 2111-nucleotide messenger RNA. RefSeq names its product histone H2B 5. NCBI's taxonomy places the organism in Eukaryota, Metazoa, Chordata, Actinopteri, Perciformes, Eleginopidae. The coding region runs from base 306 to 686 and encodes 126 amino acids. The record is from RefSeq and is a predicted model, not a curated record. The transcript has a single exon. Gene Ontology annotation, cellular component: nucleosome. Gene Ontology annotation, molecular function: structural constituent of chromatin; protein heterodimerization activity; DNA binding.